GCAGUUGCCCAGGCAGCCUCCUUCCUUACCCUGAGGCAUCUACCAGAGCCCCAGCUGCAGGGCAAUCUUCCUCAUCUUUGCAUUCCUUCUCUGCACAAGCCCAGUAAAACAUGGGACAUUUCUGCCAGGAGCAAGAGAGCAAUCUGGCAGCCUGCUAGCGAUAAGAGAGUGAGACAUUUCCAAAAUGCUACCCCUGGUGAGGACCAUGUCUCUGUUUCCGUCGCUCUCUCUCCUUCUUCUGAGUGUGGUGACGACAUCUUAUUCAGCAAUAGAACCUGAUGAGAGCCUUCCAAAAACCUGCCCUGUGGUCACCUGCGCUUCUCCGGGCUUGCCAGGCAGAGAUGGGCGUGAUGGCCUCAAGGGAGAAAAAGGAGAACCAGGCGAAGGGCUCAGCGGCAUUCAAGGUCCCCCUGGAAAGUUGGGAACUCAAGGAAAUCCAGGACUUCCGGGGCUACCAGGAUUUAUGGGCCCAAAAGGAGACCCUGGAGUAUGUCCAAAGUGUGAUGAUGACCUGGCUGUUUUACAAAGAGAAGCUCUGCGCUCAGAAUUGGAUAGUGUCGAAAAGUGGCUGACCUUUGCUCUGGGCAAAAAAGUUGGAAGGAAGUUAUACUUGACCAAUGGUAAAAAGAUGACCUUUGACAGAGUGAAGGCAGAGUGCUCCCAUUUUCAGGCCUCCAUGGCCGUCCCCAUGAAUGCUGAAGAGAACGAGGCCAUCCUGCAUAUCACCAAAGGAAAUGCCUUCUUGGGCAUCACAGACAAGGAGAGAGAAGGCCAUUUUGUGGAUCUGACAGGAAGGCCUGUGACCUACCAAAAUUGGAAUGCUCAUGAGCCCAACAAUGCCUACAAUGAGGAACAUUGUGUGGUAAUCCUCCCUGAAGGCACCUGGAAUGACAUCAGCUGCUCAUCCCCCCAUUUGGCAGUUUGCGAGUUCCCUGUCUGAGAAAGUUUGGUCCUCAAGCCCUUCUGUCCUUGGACCUCAUGUCAGGCCCACAGUCUGCUUUGAAAGAUAAGACUAUGCCAAUUUAUUCAUACCCAGUAUUGAUGCUACCCUUUGUGGGGAAUUGGAGAAAAUAAGAAUGGACUGAAAGAUGGGAUGUGGAAGUGAGAAGAAACUGGUGAGGGGGUACAAUGAGAGUUUCUGAUUCAAACUCAAUCACUGAUAACAACAACAAAAUUGUAACAGUAAUAGUAAAUAGCAGCAGCAAUAGAAGUACUGGUAUUUUUAAUGUUUCCUAUGAAUCAGACCCUAUAGUAUGCAUUUUAUAUUGAGUAGUGUUAACUUGCUAAGAUGUAAAAAUAAAAUAUUUUACU
Pipistrellus kuhlii (Kuhl's pipistrelle) is the source of this 1311-nucleotide messenger RNA. RefSeq names its product mannose-binding protein C. The record is from RefSeq and is a predicted model, not a curated record. Gene Ontology annotation, biological process: positive regulation of phagocytosis; surfactant homeostasis. Bases 185 to 940 code for a protein of 251 amino acids. The transcript has 6 exons. Lineage: Eukaryota; Metazoa; Chordata; Mammalia; Chiroptera; Vespertilionidae. Gene Ontology annotation, cellular component: multivesicular body; rough endoplasmic reticulum.